Cladophialophora psammophila CBS 110553 is the source of this 2466-nucleotide messenger RNA. RefSeq lists its product as uncharacterized. Lineage: Eukaryota; Fungi; Ascomycota; Eurotiomycetes; Chaetothyriales; Herpotrichiellaceae. The record is from RefSeq and is a predicted model, not a curated record. Bases 1 to 2466 code for a protein of 821 amino acids. The transcript has a single exon.
AUGAACUUGGUCACUGAUCCCAACGCUCACAUUCAAACAGUCAAGCGAACCACUCCUCAAUACAUCAAGUCCGACUCCCUCAAGUCCUCUUCGGCUACAAACGAAUACUUCUCUGACUAUGCCUCCGAAGUCGCCAGUCAAAAGUCGGACGCAUCCAAAGCAAGCUAUGAGACCCCUCCCUCAAGGAUCUCUACUCCACUUGUACAGCACAACCCUAUCGACUCCGAGAUGACGCUUCCUUCAAGACCCGGCGCGAUUCAGCCGGCACCUCUGAACAUUCGACACAACCAAAAUAUAGGUGCACAGACAACGGUGCGGAUGCUGUCCAGUUUCGACGAGAUGAGCCCUCCGACUCCGGGGGUUGACGAUACACCAUACAUCCGAUUUGCUAUCGAGCAAUUGACCAGAGACGAGGAUGUCAUAGGUCGAGGCAGGGACAGUACCUUUCCUGCCCCGAAUGUGCCUCUUCCUGCGCCUCGUCCUCCAGUGGAGCCUGGAUUUGACGAUAGCCCUCAAGCACGAACACCCUCUCCUCCUCCUCCGACUCCACCCCCCCAGCCUGUCUCACCCCGUCCGCCCUCUCGGGCUCCGUCAGACAUAGGCCCGCAGGAGGUCAUGAUCCCCGUCGAUCUUUCGAAAGACCUUCGUAUGCGCCUCGGCUAUGUACCACUACCUUUACGACUUCCAAUUCUCGGUCUCUACUUCUUCUUAUGCCUUUUAAUGAUCGCCGCCCUGAUAUUUAGCCUGGUAUAUGCAGGCACGAAUCACGCACUUUUCGACUAUGAUGGAAACACGACGCCACGCUACUUUGUCUUCCAGUAUCUACCACAACUGGUUGGCAUUCUCUUGAUCCUGUGGCUUUUUGUGAUCGAAGCCGCAGUGUACCGAUCCCUACCUUACUACUGCAUGGGCCCUGGCCGUCGUAAUCGCUGGGCCUUGCAGAACAUGCGGGUUCUGCCGGCAAACUAUCUUCUGCCUGACUUCACUUUCUUCCGGAACAGCGAGCUCUUGCUGGGCGUGACAUUCUUGAUCUUCUGGAUGACGAGCUUUACUAUCCCGCUUCUCGCAUGCGUGUUCCAGACCCAGUGGAUCACAGAUGAUGGCCCAGCACGUUUUCGAUGGACAACUGUUCGAGGCGUCGGCUGGACCCUAUUGGCUCUCUACAUCCUCCUGGGACUCGGACUUCUGUAUUGCGCUUUCCGGUUUCGACGACGGAAUUCCAAUCUGCUUUGGGAUCCUUGCUCUCUAGCUGAUCUGAUCUGCUUGUUUCAGAGGUCAAACGUGGGUUCUGAUUUCGAGCAAUCCGAGAUAUCACCACAACCAAACGGGCAGAUCCCUCCAAGGAAUCUGCGUCUAGGUUUCUUCACCACGUCUGAAAGACCAGAAGUAUUUCAUGGCGUGGGAGAGGAAUACGCACCUGUCAAAAACCUAUCAUUCCCGCCCGAGAAGCCAAAGGCUAUCCAUCCCUCAAAUGAGCUGGGCGAUAUUGAGGCUCAACGGCAUUCUUACGGCUCCGCUUUUUCUCGUAAUAUCCACUCGCCGUUUGUCCGAUAUCGGUGGACGCCUUGGUUCCUCCGCGACUCGUUUGUCUUGGCCUGGAUUGUCGCAGCUGUUCUGCUGGUCAUCGCCUUUUUGGUCGUCAGCUUUGUCAAAAAAGCGGUGCAAGACGGAUUUCGCCCUCUCCUCCCAUCUCUGACAGAUUCGAGUGGCUUCUCACCAGCCAACUUCCUCUACAGCUUUCUGCCAGCGUUUCUCGGCAUGGUGCUGUUCCUUGCUUGGCAGCCAAUUGACAUGUAUUACAGAGCAGUCCAGCCGUUCCGCAAUCUGUCUCAACCAGCCGGGGCCACGGCAGGAGACUCGCUACUACUGUCAUAUCCUGCCUAUGGACAUGUUCGAGUCAUUAUCCGGGCUCUGAUCAAUCGUGAUUACAAGGUUGCAUACAUCACCUUUAUCGCGUUGCUCUCACUCUCUAUUCCUGUCCUGGCUGGUGGAGUAUUUACUGCAGUGUUCUUCUCCUCAGACAAUCAAGUCAGAAUUGUCGCCAGCAUGCCUGGGUACAUUGCACUAUGCGUGCUGGUCACUAUCUAUGCAUUUUCGUACCUUUUCAUCUGGCCCACCAGAAAGCGAUAUCUGCCGCACAAUAUCGACACCAUUGCCGCUCUGCUGAGUUGGCUAUAUGCUAGCCCAUUGCUUGGUGAUGUCGCUUUACAGAACAUCGGAACGAAAGUUGAGUUGGUCAAGAGAUUGACUGGGUCCCCCGCGACCCCAACGUCAUUGACCGGUGACGCCGAAGUGGACGAGAAAAGUGGUCGUCCUCGGCGUGCUGUCCGUCGUCUGGCGCAGGAUACUGGGAUGAGAUAUGCCUUCGGUAUCUUCGUCGGCCGGGACGGGAAAGAACAUCUUGGCAUUGACCGCUUGCAGAGGCCGGGUAGUCGAGAAAUGCUGGUUGUGCCGACUUCGCACUAG